Messenger RNA from Lytechinus pictus (painted urchin), 1016 nucleotides. Its product is annotated as phosphatidylinositol 4-phosphate 5-kinase type-1 alpha-like. The transcript has 5 exons. NCBI's taxonomy places the organism in Eukaryota, Metazoa, Echinodermata, Echinoidea, Temnopleuroida, Toxopneustidae. Gene Ontology annotation, biological process: phosphatidylinositol phosphate biosynthetic process. Gene Ontology annotation, molecular function: 1-phosphatidylinositol-4-phosphate 5-kinase activity. Bases 360 to 1016 code for a protein of 218 amino acids. The record is from RefSeq and is a predicted model, not a curated record. Gene Ontology annotation, cellular component: plasma membrane.
CUGUACAAAAUUAAAAAUACCGGUGUGGAAUGUGUUUUCCCAUGAAUAAAUAAAUAUAUUUUAUCAAGCUGUUGCGAACUAAAUUCAGUAUUGACAAGUAGUUUAUGCCGUUUAUGUUUCAGGAGCAAGGGAACGCAGUGAAAUUUAUUUCUGGAGAGGACUUCUUAAAAAAAAUAGAGUUUUUGUGUGGCCUGAAAUUAUCUACCCAGUACUCAGUAGGCAGUACCCAGUCCCAGACCAGUGCCAGCCAGUGGCAGUGCUGUGCUUUGGCCGUGAACCCUACAGUACCGGCGGCAGGUGUGUGUGGGUGUGCGUAUGUAUUCGGUCGGUGACGUUGUUUCCAAAUAGGGAAUCUCAUAAUGGCGGAUACAGCCGCCGAAAAGGCGAAACGUGAGCGAGAAAGGCAUGGUUCAGAAACAAGUGGUAAAAACUCAUCAAUAAAGUUAUCUUCAAAACCCAAAGGCCUGGAUCAAAGCAUGACAACUUCAGAGUUUGAUGCCACCCGUGCUGGGAGCACCAAUAAGCAGAAGAAGAUUGGUCACAGGAGAGUGGACACACAUGGACAGGUUACUUAUAAAAAGACCUCUUCGUCCACUCUUAUGGCCGCCAUUCAACUGGGUAUUGGCCAUUCAGUAGGAAGUUUGUCCGCCAAGAAAGAUCAGAGGGAGAGAGACGUAUUACUGCAAGAUUUCACCGUUGUGGAAAGUGUCUUCUUUCCAAGUGAGGGCAGUAACAUCACUCCUGCUCAUUCAUAUCCUGAGUUUAGAUUCAAAACCUACGCUCCCAUAGCAUUCAGAUAUUUCAGACAACUCUUUGGUAUUCAGCCAGACGACUUUCUGGUAAGUACCAUUUUUAAUGCAAUUAUUUGUUUUCUUACUGGCACAGCACCAAUUAAAAAGAAAUCUUACCUUGGAAAUGAAAUAAUUUUUGUUCAUAAAGGAGAAAACAAGGAAAACAGUGAAAGUCUGAAAGACAUUGGACAAGAAAUAAUAAAAAAAGUUGUUUUUCAAAAAUGA